Messenger RNA from Phycomyces blakesleeanus NRRL 1555(-), 528 nucleotides. RefSeq lists its product as hypothetical. NCBI's taxonomy places the organism in Eukaryota, Fungi, Mucoromycota, Mucoromycetes, Mucorales, Phycomycetaceae. The transcript has 2 exons. The record is from RefSeq and is a predicted model, not a curated record. Bases 1 to 528 code for a protein of 175 amino acids.
AUGUACUUUGCUGAAACAGGAACAAACUUCAAUCUUGUUCAUUGUUACAACAUCUUGUCCAAGCACCUGAAAUGGGAGGCUAGAAAACCAAAGCUCAAGGUGUCACAUAAAAAACAGUUUGGAAAGGGCAAGGUGGUAAGCUCUGCCCUCGCUACUGUUGGUGGUGCCAAAGAUGAGGAAGAAGAUGGAGAAGAAGAAGAAGAAGAAAAAGAAGAAGAAGAGGCUGGAUCUCGUCCUAUAGGAAGGAAACAAGUGAAGACCCAAGUGGCAGAACAGAAGAUGCAGGAAAAGCAGCUCAAAAAGGCUCUCUCUGUGCAAGCUGAGAUGAUGAAAAAGGGCAAACGAUCACUUCAAAGGGUUGAGGACCUCCGUGUCUUGUUCAUGAACCCUCUCUCCAUUGAAAAUCCUAGAGACCGCCAGAUGAUUAUGGACCAGCAACUGAAGAUUAGAGAGAGGGGUAUAUGGGAUGAGCCUGCCAUCAAUAACAAUGAUAGUAGCAGUGAUGUUGUAGUUCUUGACAGCAAUUGA